AUGACGGGACCUUUGGGCUCCACGGCCCUCAACAGCUCGAGCGGCGCUACGCCCCGAAAGGUUGCCUACUUUUACGAUGAUGACAUCGGCUACUACGCCUAUCCCGUGGGCCACCCCAUGAAGCCUCAUCGAAUCCGACUAGCUCACAACCUCAUUAUGCACUAUAAUCUCUACAGACAGAUGGAAGUAUAUCGCGCGAAACCCGCCACCAAGAUGGAAAUGACCCAGUUCCACACAGACGAGUACAUCGACUUCCUUCAAAAGGUCACCCCGGACAAUAUGGAUGCGUAUCAGAAAGAGCAAGGAAAGUACAAUGUCGGGGACGAUUGCCCAGUGAUUGACGGACUCUUCGAGUUCUGUGGAAUUAGUGCGGGUGCUUCUAUGGAAGGUGCUGCUCGACUUAACCGACAAAAAUGUGAUAUCGCUGUGAACUGGGCGGGAGGCCUCCAUCACGCAAAGAAGAGCGAAGCAAGUGGCUUCUGCUACGUCAAUGACAUUGUCCUCGGUAUUCUCGAGCUUCUCCGAUUCAAUAAGCGUGUGCUGUACAUCGACAUUGAUGUUCACCACGGCGACGGUGUCGAAGAGGCCUUUUAUACCACGGACCGAGUCAUGACUGUGUCCUUCCACAAGUAUGGAGAGUACUUCCCGGGUACCGGCGAACUGAGAGAUAUUGGUAUUGGCCAAGGAAAACACUAUGCCGUCAACUUCCCACUUCGCGACGGUAUCGACGACAUGUCUUAUAAAUCCAUCUUUGAGCCCGUUAUCUCGAAGGUCAUGGAGUUUUACCAGCCUGAUGUUGUUGUCCUGCAGUGCGGUAGUGACAGCUUGUCAGGAGACCGCCUUGGGUGCUUCAACCUCAGUAUGCGUGGUCAUGCUAACUGCGUCGCAUUUGUCAAGAGUUUCCACAAGCCCACCCUAGUUCUCGGCGGCGGUGGCUAUACUAUGCGCAAUGUGUCACGUACGUGGGCCUACGAGACAGGUGUGGUCCUUGGUAAGGAAAACGAGAUGGACCCAAACAUCCCCUUCAACGAGUAUUAUGCUUAUUACGGCCCCGAUUACCAGUUGGAUGUACGCCCUUCAAACAUGGAGAAUGCCAAUAGCCCCGAGUACCUUGAAAAGAUCAAGGCGGCGGAGGAGGCAGAGCUGGACGACCUCAAUGAAGAUAUGAACAAGGAUGUUCGCAUGACGCAGCAUGAUGCUGACAAGAGGAUCGCUCACGGAGCCGAGUUCGAAGAAAGCGACGACGAGGAUGGACCCCAACCUAAUGGCACUGGUCGAGCCAACUCCAAGCGUCAGUUCACCGACUUUAAGAAUGACGACGCGGCCGCGGAGAGCGGCACAGCCACACCCGCGAAUCAGUCCACAACGGCCGUCGAGGCCACCGAGACAGAAGAUCCCGAUAUCACGAUUGAAGAUGCCGGCGGCUCAGCAGCGGCAGCAGAAAGCAAGUCUGCGCGAGCUGGAUCUCCCGGCCAGAAGACGAAGAGCGAGGAUGAAGCGGCAGCGACUAGUCAAGAUGGUGACAAGGCCGCCGAGAAGGAAAAGGACAAAGAAAGUGAAAGUGAAAAGGAAAAGGAUAAGGGAGCUGAGGCACAAGUAGACGCGGCUGAAAAGGAAGACAAGGCUGCCGAAAAGGAAGCUGAGAAGCCGGUCGAUGCUGAUGGGGACGUUGGGAUGGAGGACGCCGUGGUGAAGAAGGAGGAUGACAAGCAAUGA
Molecule: messenger RNA, 1716 nt
Organism: Parascedosporium putredinis
Lineage: Eukaryota; Fungi; Ascomycota; Sordariomycetes; Microascales; Microascaceae
Source: the annotation of a GenBank genome assembly